GUCAGGUGAAUCAGCUGGUGGGGCUGGAGGUUCAGUGUGUUGAUAGAGGAGUGUUACGUCAGGUGUAGAUGGAUGCUACCGUACCAAUGUCAUACCCAACUGUGUAUGCACCAAUGGGAACUGAUGACUUAGAUGACCUUCAGGAUACAACUGUGUAUGCAUCAUCUGAUGACCUAGAUGACCUCCAGGAAGCAGUGGACAAAAAAGCCUGCAAUCAGUAUGUCAUCCAAAACAAGACUCACUUGUUUUAUGGAGGAUAUGAAGGAAUUCCUGAGAAUUUGUUAAUCAACUUUCUAGGAUGGAUUUUGCUUCUAAUCCUAUUCACUGUACUAAGAAAGAAGGCUUGGAAUUAUGGACGAUUGGCAUUAGUUCAGAAGUAUGAGAGCAGGACAAAGCAUCUUGGCUUCAGUCAGUACAAUGUGUGGACACAAAUCUUCUAUGGGAAAGAGACUGACAUGGGAAAAGUGGCAGGGGAGGCUGACUCUGUGUCCUCCCUGGAGUUCAACAUGCACAUAGACAAGGGUUUGUUCUCGUGGAUCCUGGCAUUGUUCAAAAUCAAAGAUGAACAGAUUUUGACGAAGAGUGGAAGAGAUGCCAUCAGUUACCUGUCCUUUCAGCGUCACAUAAUUGUAUACAUGAUGAUAGUGUGUGUCAUCAGUAUUGUCAUUGUUCUACCGAUCAACUUUCAAGGAACACUUGCGGGUGAUGAGAAGGAAUUCGGCCACACCACCUUGGCCAACCUUAGUCCUCGAUCUCGAUUGAUGUGGGUACAUGUUACCCUGGCCUUCCUUUUCUUGCCUCUUGGAAUCUUGUUCACGCGAAGAUUUUCUAAGAAACUUGAACUUCGUGAAGUCACAACCAGUGUCUCUCGCACACUCAUGAUUACAAGGGUACCACGGAGAUCUUGUCACAAGGACACAAUUUUAAAACAUUUCCAAGAGGCCUAUCCUGAAAUUGAGGUCCACGAUGUCCAGUUUGCAUAUGAUAUUAGAUCCCUCAUCGCCUAUGAUAAGGAGAGGGAAGUGGCCCUGAAUGCAAAGCUGUUCUGUGAGGCAUACCUGAAAGAAACAAAUAGACGCCUUGAUAUGAGACCAUAUAGAUGUGGAGUUAUCUGUGGCUGCUGUGACAUAUUUGGUUGUCCAACUGUGGAUGCCAUUGAAUACUAUGCAGAAGAAGAAGCUCGCUUGUCCAACCAUGUUGAGAAUGAGAAAGUCAAAGCUAUGCAGCGACCUACAGGUGUAGCAUAUGUUACAUUUGAUUCUAUUGAAAAUGCGAAGAAAGUUAUGCUUGAUCACAAAACUAAAUGUGAUUGUUUAAAGAUUCCUCCCACUUCCUCUGUAUCAGUGGAGCUAAAACCACACAACUGGAUCAUCAGGGUUGCACCAGCUCCUGAAGAUAUCUAUUGGGGAAACCUCUCGGUAACGAAUCGUCAUUGGUGGCUGAAGGCAGUUCUUCUCAAUCUUAUUCUUUUCGUGGUGUUGUUUUUCCUCACAACACCUUUUGUCCUCAUCAAUGUUCUCGAUAUUAUCCCCCUCUCUGGAAAACUUCACAACUUGAGCCCAGUUCUGUCAGAGUUCUUUCCAACCUUGUUUAUAUGGAUCAUAGCUGCGCUUAUGCCUGUUAUUGUGUCUUAUUCAGACCAGUUCAUGUCCCAUUGGACACGUUCUUCAGAGAACCACUCUAUCAUGAGGAAGACUUUCAUCUUCCUUCUUUUCAUGGUCAUCAUAUUGCCCUCACUUGGGCUGACCAGUAUAAAAGGUUUAGCAGAAUCGCUGUUCAGGCAAAGUUCAAAUAAUGAGACUAUCCGCUGGGAAUGCAUUUUCCUCCCUGAUAAUGGUGCAUUCUUUGUCAACUAUGUCAUCACUUCUGCCUUCAUUGGAACAUCACUUGAGCUCAUUCGGUUCCCAGAGUUAUUCAUGUACAUAAUGAGACUAACUCUUACCAGAUCUGAAGCUGAAACUGCCAGUGUGCGACGAGCAAUCCUCUACGAGUUUCCAUUUGGUGUUCAGUAUGCGUGGAUGUUACUGAACUUUGCCUUGACCAUUAUCUACUCAGUUUCAUGUCCACUCAUUACCCCAUUUGGUACAUUAUAUAUGGUCUUCAAACACCUGGUGGACAAGUACAAUAUCUACUUUGCUUAUGGGCCCUCAAGAAUUAACAAAAACAUCCACACCUCAGCCAUCAACUUUGUAAUAGUGUCCAUUGUUUGUCUGCAACUCAGUCUUCUGUUCCUCUCUCUUAUACGACAAGGUUUGAAAAAAGAUAUUACUAUAUACAGCAUCAUCUUACUCAUUAUAACAUGCCUGGUGUUUAUCACCCACAACGCCUUCCACUGGUUCAAGGAUCUAAGCCCUGUGGAGUAUAAGAAGUUUGGCAAUGGUCAUGCAAAUGGUGAUACUGCAUCUGUUAGUGAUGAUGGAAACGAUGAGGAAAUCACAACAGCAGAAGUGGCGUGUAAGUUUGUUCCGCCUGUCCUGCGAGACGCUCCAUCUGGAGUGGAGACAAGUUACUCAUAUAUCCAGCCACGCAGUUAUGGAACACGACCAUUGGAGGAGGAUGGAUUCACGGUUGAUGGUGGCCCUUUGAGCACUUUAGAAGGAAGUCCUAUAACAAGAGAAAGGCAGCCCGCAGAACUCUACCAGGAUUAUUCUCAUCCUAAGGUAACAACUGUCAGUGCAGAGAUCAACAUUCCUCCAGCAUCUCAACCACCAACUGAGGAAGAGGAGGAGGACACUGUAUACACCCGAGCAUCCCCAAGACAGCCUUCCCCAACUGUAGUUGCAGUUGAUGGCAGUGUGGCCACUGGUUCCUCACCAACCACCAUUCACAGUAAUCAAAGACACUCACACUCUGGUCUUGAUAACAAUGCACCUGCCACUAAUGUUUAAGCUAAUAAACAAUUUUUUUUAUAGAUAAUUGAUAAGCAAUUUACUUGUAUAAAAAAGUGAUAUAUAGUAACUUGAAGAGCUCUCACAAAUAUGACUUCACUUCUUGCAUUGUGGCUGUUAUGCAUAAUGGAAAAAUGUAAGCUUUAAUGCAAUGAGCUUGUUACACAACCGAAUUGUGAAGAUACCAAAGAGGGACGGCUCAAGCACAAAUGACUAGCAAGUGACUUUGCUUAUGAUAUAAUUCUCAUGACAUAUUUCCUGAUUUUUUGCAAGGUAUUUCUUUAAGCAAUAACAUGUUUGCUUUUCACUGAUGAUACUGUAUUGCCAAAACGUGUUACUUGAACCUUUUAUAAUUUAACAAAUAUUUCAGCCAUUUUUUAAGAGUAAAUUAUAAGUCAUUAAUAUAGUAAUAUAUUCUGUGUCUUACUUUGAGAGCUGCCAAUAGGGUUGACUUGCUUUCUUAGCAACUUACCCUGUUCUCUGUGUCAGUGAAAAACACAAAUUGAUCAUCUGCAUUUAUUCUUAAUUUGGAAAACACAUCUAAAUUUAAGAACUACAUAGCCUCUUUUAAUUGAGUUGAGUUAAAGAUGGCAAACCAAAAGAAAUUAAGAUUUUGUAAGUUGUGGGAAAAUAUUAAUUUAAGUUCUGUAGAGUCACCUCACAGAAGUAUGAUAUUACUGAAAGAAAGGGAUGAGGAUGGAAAUGAUAAUAAAUCAUAUCUAGAUGGAUAAGUAAGCAAGGAAGCCCACUCUGACCUCAAGAAUUUUGUUCCUAUGUUAGGAUUAAGAGGUUAAUGCAAAGAAAGUAAGUCUAUGAUUAAAAAAUUCAUUCUAAAUCUCAUGUAUAUUUCAGGAGUUAUUUUUCAGGAUUUGGUUUUAUAGUUUUAGGUUCAUUCAGCAAUUGAUAAAACAGAUUGGGUAUUACAGUACCUGCCAAUCUUUAGCUCUAUUCUCCAGAUGCUGUAGCUUGUAAGACCCACAUUCUUAAUAUUUUGGAUAUAGGAUAACUGUGUACCUGUGCACUAUAUUAUUCAUGAUAGUGCACAGGUAUACAGCUAUCCUAUAUCUGUGUACCUGUGUACUAUCAUGAAUAAUAUAAAUGUAUUUCUCAAUUUUAUUCUA
Molecule: messenger RNA, 4009 nt
Organism: Homarus americanus (American lobster)
Lineage: Eukaryota; Metazoa; Arthropoda; Malacostraca; Decapoda; Nephropidae
Gene: Tmem63
Product: calcium permeable stress-gated cation channel 1-like
Exons: 17
Coding region: 69-2888 (939 amino acids)
Cellular component (GO): plasma membrane
Molecular function (GO): calcium-activated cation channel activity
Source: RefSeq, a predicted model, not a curated record